This is a messenger RNA of Paramuricea clavata, 3498 nucleotides long. The record is from the annotation of a GenBank genome assembly. Lineage: Eukaryota; Metazoa; Cnidaria; Anthozoa; Malacalcyonacea; Plexauridae.
AUGGCGGACGACGAGCUUGAAGCGAUCAGAGCUAAAAGAAUGGCUGAAUUACAGCAGCAAAUGGUGAGAAUGACUUUGUAUGGUUUUGAAGCAAAUGUUUUGUUGUAGUAGGAUAGUUUGAUUAAGUUUUUUUUAUGUUUUAGGGCGGUGGUGAGGCCUCACAACAUCGUGAACAACAGGAGGAGAUGAAGAGGUGGGUCCAGUUGGCAAGAAAUCUGUCGUUUUCUGCAGGAGAUUUUGUAUACCAUUUAUAUACCAUGGUAGUUUCUAUACCAUGGAGUUUAUAUACCAUGGUAGUUUCUAUACCAUGGAGUUUAUAUACCAUGGUAGUUUCUAUACCAUGGAGUUUAUAUACCAUGGUAGUUUCUAUACCAUGGACUUUGUAUACCAUGGUAGUGGUAGUUUAUAUACCAUGGUAGUAGUAGUUUAUAUACUAUGUCCAUGCAUGGUAGUUUAUAUACCACAAAUGAUGGUGAGUUUUUCUGUUCUUUUGAAUGGUGUCUUUUGAUGGCAUAUGUCCUUUGCAGUCCUGGAAUAAUCUCUGAUUACACACACCAUCAAAAAUGCACUAUAGUGUGAUUACAUUAUUUUGGGUAUGGUGAACUGUGAAGUAUGACAAUAGGGCCAUUUAUACGGGACAAAAUAAGACACGACUUACAUAAGACGCGACUUAAAUAAGACGCGAGUUUGUCGUAUAAAAGGCACAAAAUUCUUAUGUAAGACCCGUCUUGGAUAAGACGCAACUUAAAUAAGAACAGGACUUUUAGCUGUUCUUAUUUAAGUCACGUCUUAAAUAAGAAAUUUUAGACAAAAAUUCUAACUUACACAUGCCCGAAACUUGAAACAACGUAAAAUUAUUAGCCUUGCAUAUUAAAACAAAAACAACCGAAACAACAUUAUAGCUUUUGCAAGUAAAUAAGAAUAAAGCCAUAGAGAACCAUUUAUGCGAUAACUCCGCUUAUAUAAGACGUGUCUUAUGUAAGUCGCGACUUAUUUUGUCCCGUAUAAAUGGCCCUAAUAUGCCAGACUGGGAAUUGUCAGCCUAUAUAAAGCCCAAGUGAUUAAUCCACAGCACACUUUGGUCAUUUUCCAGGGUGCAUUCCAUGCAAAGUCUACGCCGAAGAUACACCAAUAUUAACUAUAGAUACUGUAGUAUUGUAAUUUGCCAAACUCACGCCGAAGAUCUUCGGCACUCACGCCGAAGAUCUUCGGCGUAGGCCACUUAAAAUGCACCCUGGGUUAUUUUGGGAUCUGGAGGGCCAGCCUUGUCCACCUGAUUGUCAACCUAUUGUCAUGUUAGGCCAAAAGUUGCCGACCUGCAAUUAUAUUUUUCUGAUCCAAAUUCAGAGCAAAAGAGAAAGGCAGAUCAAGCAAUAUUUUCGGAUUUAUAUGAUAAACUUGUGCUAUAUGUUGAAUUUCAGGUUGCUAAUACUUUGCUACCUUGAUUUUUCACUAAUUCUGAGGCCUGGGAGAGGGCAGUAAAAUUACAUAAAAACGUUGCUAAUAUAAUUAUGUAGAUUGGUCUGUUUUUGGCAUAUAUACAGUAUAUUCACAUUAUUGUGUUUUGUGAAUUUAUAGACGAGAAUCUGAAAUGAAGAACCAGAUGCUAUCACAAAUUCUGGACCAACAAGCCAGAGCAAGAUGUAUGUAAAAAUUUGGUGUGGUUCCUUGAAAUAGAACUUUCUAAGAAAAAUGAGUAAUGAUGUAAAACUUCUGAAAAUAAUGAUGUUUAUAGUAAUUGGUAUUUAGUAUUGUUGUAAUUUCUGGUGCCAGUCGAACAAAGGCCAGAUAGUACUGCCCAAUGGAUAGUGAUUUUUUUAAAAUUAUGCAUUGAUUAGUAUAGCACAGAUUAAAUUUUACUAUUUAUAAAUUGAAGUUUCUUUUUCACUUACUGGCCUUCAUACAGCUGUCACCAGAUGUAUAUAUAUAUGGUCCUAAUUAAGGCCUGUUUACAUUUUGCUGUGAUGUCUAGUGCAAUGUUCUUUUGAUGCAUGUGAACGUGUGAAUGAGUUACAAGUGUUCUUAGUGUAUGUACCCUCAUCUCAACAUUCAUAACUUAUCCACUCCUUCACAUUUAUCACAAGAAGAAAAUUGCACUAGAAAUUACAGCAAGAAUUGCAAGUGUAAACAGACAGGCCUUUACAAUUUUGGCCAUGUAUGUUAUAUAAAGAGCUUAAACUAAGUUACCAGUACUUUCUUAUGUUUUAGUAAACAGUAUUGCAUUGGUAAAACCAGAGAAAGCAAAAAUGGUUGAAGGCAUGUUGAUUCAGAUGGCUUCAAAAGGACAGCUUGGGGGAAAGGUGGGAUCUUUCUGUAGGAAUCUCAUUGCAGUUUCCAAGAUUUAAUUUUUGUUUCACAAAGUAUUUCUAACAAGUCUAUUGUCUGUUAGACCAAUUUGUCAAUAAUUGUUACAUUUGAAAAAAAUGUUAAGUGAACUGUGCAGGUAUGAUUACAGAAAAUCUGAAUAUUCUGAAAAAAAAAUGCCCGUUUUAUUUGCGAGAAGAGAUUUACAAACAGACAAAACAAAGAAAAAAAUUAGUAUUACAGUCGUACCAAUAGAAGUGUUCCGAAAAAUGUUGACCAAUUCAUUUCCUAACUUGAAGGAACACUUCUGAACAAUUCCUCAACAAUUUGAUAAGUCCCUUAAACUUCCUGUUUCAUUCACCAAUCAUAUUGCUCAAAAAUAAAAUAUAAAAUUUGAUUGGUCAAUGAAACAGGAAGUUAGAAACUUUUUAAGGAACUUAUCAAAUUGUUGAGGAAUUGUUCAGAGGUGUUCCUUCAAGGUAGGAAAUGAAUUGGUCAACAUUUUUCGGAACGCUUCUAUUGGCACAACUGUAAUAUUUUAUUAUUGUACAAAAAACAAACAGAAAAAAAUUGUGUACUAACAUUAAUUAUUGUACAAAUUACAAACUGUUGCUUAUUAUCCUUUAAAAAAAUGUGGUCACACCACAAUUUAUACAAGAAUAUGUUGACAAACGUAACUAUUGUUUGCCAUAUCACACUAUAUCUGAGCCAGGAAGUUUUGAUGACAAAUGUAAUUUGAGUUGUGAGCGUAUGCUUUAGGUGCAAUGCUUGCAGUGAAUUGACAGGUGAGACUUUUCUUGCUUUUUUCGGUAAACACGAAAUUGUGGGAAACAAAAAUUCACCCAGGAACGUAUUUUUUCAUUAGAAAAACUUACCAGUCAUGCGUGACUGUCUGGUAAGAGACAUUAUUUGCUUGUCAAAAUGAAAAAGAUUACCAAACAACGACCGGUACUUAUUUUGAGGCUUGAAGACAGCUGGAUUUUCUUUCUGGAAACGAUAUUGUCUGGUCUGCAAUAGCAAAAUCAUGUCAUCCUUUAAUGAAAGAUCUAUUUAUCAAUAGCUCCUAAGCAAGUUAUUUGCAAAAAUAUUAAACAGUGAUUUCUGUUCCUAGAUUGGUGAUGCACAACUUGUAAGUUUACUAGAACGAUUUAAAGAAAGCAAUCAGAAAAAAAACACAGUUAAGGUAUGGUGUAA